AGUUACUUCCCUUAGAACGCUCACGUCUCACGUGAAUGACUAUGCACCAUUCUGAACUUGUGAGUUGACUGAACAAGAACGACCCACAGCGAUGUCGACUAUAGAAGCAAGGCGUAGUGCUGCUGUAGUUGGAGCCUUGGUUGCAGAUGCGGCCGCGGAGCCCCUGCACUGGAUAUACAAUGAUGACACUCUGAAAAGCAUCAUCAAUGGAAAGGAAGAGAUUGAGUUUCUGACGCCGUCAUCAAAUCCUUUCUAUGAGGUUGAAACUGGGGAACAGAGUUGCUAUGGUGACCAAGAAUUGGUCAUUCUGAGGUCCCUUGUGGCCAAUAAAGGGAUCGAUCUGGCAGCAAUGAAGAAAACUCUGUUUGAUGUCUUCGGACCCGGGUCAGUGUAUGAAAAAGCAGUACAAGAAAAGGAAAAGACUGGGGCCAAGCGUCUGAAGGGGCCAUACAGGAAUGGCUGUGUGCGGGAAUUCCUCCAGAAAUACAGCGAGGGAAAAACCAACACCGGUUCUGACACUGACGACCAGAUGGACUGUGUAAUCAGAUCUAUUCCAGUGGUAGCUCUCUAUGCUGGGAAAGCAGAUAUGUUGCAGAAGGUCGAGGAUUUCGUCAAAAUCUCCCAUAAUACCCCAGUAGCUGUUUCCUGUGCUCUGUCAUCAGCAAGAUUGCUGGAAUACUAUAUCGUCCAUGGGAAAAGCCCUGAUGCUGUGGAGCAGACGGCAUCCAAGCUAUCGGACGACCAGGCAGGAAAACUCCGAGCCGUCUUACAGAAGAAAGAUACGCCCCACAAUGACGUGGCCAAGGCUUUUGGCAGAGCUUGUACUGUUCCCGGUGCGUGGCAGACUGCCGUCCAUGCCAUCAUUAAUGCCACCGAUUUUAUUGGACCAGUGAGGACCACAAGCAGAGCAGGGGGAGGUAACUGCUCCCGAUCAGGCUACAUUGGGGCCUGUAUGGCAGCUCAGUAUGGUUUAGACAGCAUUCCUGAGUCGUGGAGGUCUCGAACAAAUCACUACAAGGAAAUCAAGAACCUCGCUGAUGAGCUUGUCAAACUUAUGUGAUACGUCCCUCCACACAUACUGUCCAGGAGUUACCAUGGGACCACAGACAUCUUGCCUGUUGGUAGGAAGAGAAGAGCUUGUCCAAUGAAAUGCACAGCACAGAUGUUCUGUUGACCAAUCAUGUUCUACAGCGCAGUCAGGCCAUUGAUCAAUAUUUGUUGAUCACCCAAUCUCUUUGCCAUAAUAAGACGAUAAUUUUUUACAAUUUCUAAUGAAACACCAAAUAUUGAAAAUAACGAAAAUUGUGUAUGAGGAUUAAACAAUGAUGUAUACAUGUAUUGGAUGCUUUUAGGGUUCUGGUGCCUGUGUACUGUGUUACCAUGGUUACAGGUGAAAAUAUUAAUGUUAUAUAUCCAGUGUUCUGCCGAGGCAGUUACCUUGUGGGUUUCUCUCCACAAUUUAAUAAUUGGUGCAUAAUAUUUACACUCUGUGGGACAUCGGGCGCAUUCAUGUUGAUGGGUUUAUUUUAUAUAAUUAUGGAGUCACUGACUGUCUUAAAAUUAUGUUACAUCACUUGGACACCUGCUUCAGUUAUUGAAUGUAAACAUCCUGAUUUUCGGUCUCCCAUGCAUCUGAGUUGCUAUCAGUGACUUUCAUUGGUCGAAGUCACAAAUGAUCCAAUCAGAAUUCAGCAUACACAGUUUUGAAAAUAAGUUGUCAUAGUUCUGAUAAUGCCAAAGAUGUUUCUGGUUCAAAUGACCCUGGUAUCGCAGAAAUCGCUUACCACAUCUUAUGUUUGCGAAACACAGAAAGUUUCGCAUUGGUCACCUGACAGUGACCAUGGUGGCAGACAAAUCUCAAUACGGAAGUGAUGACAGACAAGCUUUUGAGGCUAAGUAUGUGACAUCGGACGUUGCGGCUA
This is a messenger RNA of Haliotis rufescens (red abalone), 1922 nucleotides long. RefSeq names its product crystallin J1C-like. The record is from RefSeq and is a predicted model, not a curated record. The coding region runs from base 92 to 1060 and encodes 322 amino acids. NCBI's taxonomy places the organism in Eukaryota, Metazoa, Mollusca, Gastropoda, Lepetellida, Haliotidae. The transcript has 8 exons.